Messenger RNA from Paramecium pentaurelia, 2364 nucleotides. NCBI's taxonomy places the organism in Eukaryota, Ciliophora, Oligohymenophorea, Peniculida, Parameciidae. The record is from the annotation of a GenBank genome assembly.
AUGGAAACUAAAAUUCCAGAUGAGAUUUCCAAGAGAUUUUGUUAAAUGCAUGAUAAUUAUGAGAUUAUUGCUGUAGAUUUAAAUAUCUCUUGUAAUAAAAAAUUCCUAUGUGCAAAAUGCUUUCUUGAUAUGAUUGGAACAAAAAGCAUUGUUCUUUAUGAUAAGGCUAUGUAAAUGAUUAAGGACAUGAAGAAUAAAUCAGAUGAAAAAAAAUCAGAAUUGAAUAAAAUUAAACUUUAGAAUUUGAAAUAACUCUAAAAUUCAACUGCAUAAUUUGAGGGGCUUAUCAAGAAUACAUUAAGUAAAUUAUCGGAUAGUAUUGAACAUUAAAUAAUUGAAAAUUAAAAUGAAUUAGAAACAACAGAUUCAUAAAUAUAAACUGUAGAUUUAGAAGAAGAUAUUCAAAUUCUAUCAACAAAUUAUAAAGAAAAUGAAGAGUUCAAUAUGCCUGUUUAAAAUAUAGAUAAGAGUAAAUUAUCUUAGUUUUUUGAUUCAAUAAAGGAAUCAUUAAUAUAAUUAUAAAGUUCUUAACAUUUUAAUUAAAUCAAUUAAUUAAUUGAAAAUAUUGAAAAAUAAUUAUCAAUUAAUUAAGAUACAAAAAAUAAAUAAAUUGAAGAAUAUGUAAAUUAAUAUUAUUAUUUAGAAAACACCAUCUUUAAAUUAAUUAUGUUCUAAACAUAACUAUUAAAUUAUAUCUGUUAAUUUAAAUUAAAUAUAAAAUAAUGAAAAUUUGAAUAGAUUGGCUUGUAUUUAAUGUAUUUAAGAGGUUCCUAUUUAAUAUGUUACAUUAAAUGAAACAAGUAAGAGAUGGAAUGAAUUUGUAGAAUAACAAGAUGAAAUGAAAUCAAAAUAUUAAAGAUAAAGAGAAUUUAAAAUAAAAACAGCUAUUAAAUUUAUUUAACAAUUAAAAUAAUAAUAUUAAAAGAUACUAACUGAUAUUAUAUAAUCUUUAAAUGAUUAACUUAAUUAAGUUAUUGAAGAUCCAUAAUAAAUUAAAUAAAUGGACAUAAGUGUCUUUUUACAAUUAGAUGAAAAAUCAAUCUAAUAAAUUGUUAAUAUUCUAAGUUUGAAGGAUUAGCAUCAUUCUCUUAAAACUAUAUAAGAAAAUACAGAUAAAGAUUAUACAUAAUUUUAAUAAUAAUUAAUAUCAAAGUUAAAUAAUUUAAUUUAAUAAGAAGAAAAAUUGAUUAAAAUCUCUAAUAAUAAUGAAAAUGGUAAUGAAAUUAUAUUAUAUUAAUAGUAUAAUUAGAUGAGUCUGAAUUUGGUAGCUCAAUUAUUAAUUUUGACCAAGUAACUUCAACUGAAAACUCAUGUUCAAAUGAUUAAGAAAUCGUUUAACUUAUUGGUAAGAUUAGACAGUUCAAUAUUUAUAACAGUAUUUUUAAUUAAGCUAUAAACUAAUAUAAUGAAAUUGUUAAUUCAAUUAAUAAUUUAUCUAACUAAGGAAAUUAAAAGAGUAUGAUACCAAAAAAUAGAGAUUAAUAAAUAGAAAACAAUAAAAUUAUAGUAGAUUCUAAUUCUAAUGAUUAAAUAUAAUAAUUUAAAUAGGAUACUAUUUUAAUAAAAAGACUACUCUCAGUUGAUUAAUUAGAAGAUGAAUUAAAACUUAAAAAAGCAGAAAAUGAAUUGAUUUCCAUGGAAAUUGAGAUUAUGAAACGAGAGAAAGAGAAAAUUACAAAGAAUCUUGAGAAAUCAAAAGAAGAAUGUAUUCUUAUCCAUAUAUUUUUAGAUUCCCUUUAAAUUAUAAAACUAGAAUAACAAUUAAAAGAUAAAUAAAAAGAAAAAGAUAAAAUUAAUGAUGGAUUAUAAUUUUCUUCUUGUUUGACAUUUUCAUAGACAUUCAAACAUAAAGAUUUUAUGAUAUCAUAAAAUGCAAAAAUACUUGAAUGCACUACUACAACAACUUACAAUUAUGGUUGUUGCUUAUGCGAUUAAAUGAUCCCAAAAUAAGGAGUUACAAGAUUUAGAUUUAAAAUAAUUGAAUUGUCUAACAUCAUGAUUGGAAUAGGUUAUAAAGAAAUGAUUUAAAAUACUAAUUAUCAAGGUAAUUAUAGUAUUGGCAAAGGGUAAUUUCUUAUUUCUUAUUAAGCUUAGAACUUACAGUAUAAGAUAUUGUGGUAAUUGUUGGAAUCACAAUUAAUAAGAUAAAAAUGGGACAAAGAUUGCAUUCCCAUAUAGUGUGAAUGACAUAAUAGAAGUAGAAGUAGAUAUCUAAAAAAAAUAUAUUAAGUGGACGAAAUAAUAAACAAACCAAUCUUUUGUAUAUAUAUAUUUGAAAAUUAGAUUCUUGAGAUUGAUACUUCAAUGGAUUUAUAUCCAUGCAUACAUAUGGAAGGAAAGUGUAAAGUUGAAAUCUUGAAAUGA